UGACACUCGCACUCAUGAAAACUGUAUUUUGUUCAUAUACACAUGAAAUUUUCUUUAUUUGAGGAAAAUGGCACUCCGAAAGCACUUUCAAUGGUUCAUCAAUUUGCAUAUACCCGAGUGACAAUACCCGAGCGACAAUAUUGUGUGCUAGAGAUUUCGUACCGUUUGCACGGACAAAUGAUUAUAUAAAAACGUACGUUGACACCGCUAUUGACAUAGGUGUCCGUUGCUAAUGACUUAAAAGAUGAGAUACAUCAAUGGCAGUUUGGCCCCAGGUAAACACCGGGAUUUAUCUUCUCUUAAUGAAGUGUAUUCUUCAACAUCUACUACCUGUUUGCCAAGCUCACACCGAGUAGUCUAAGCAUCGGGUGUCAUAAGAGCAUUUGGUCGACCAAUAUAGCUAUCGAUCAACGUUUAAUGUGUGUCUCUUUUGUAAGGCUCGAAACCAAAUGUUUGGGUCAUAAAAAGAAAAGUUUUAAAUUACGUAAGCUUGAUUUGUUUGUUUGCCAUGAAAUGGUCUAAUAAACAUGCCUCAUUAACCAAUGCCAACCUAUGUACAUUCUUGAAAAGGGUCAUAACGAAACAAACGCAUCGUCUAGCUGCAAACAAUAACAAUAUCGAUCCCGAGAACGAUCGAACUUCAUCCGGUCGAUACGAACAUCGGGAUGAACAUUCAACUUUCCCAUCAUUGUUGUUGCAUCCAUUGCGUCAAAUCAGACAUAAUACAUGACGACGUUAGCUUAAUUAAGAAGUCAAUCAGUGCUUCUGGAUUUAAGUUUGUUCGAUUGGGGUUUGUAUGAAACGAACGGGUCUGCGUCGUCAGCCUAUGAUGCACUCGGCACAACUUGACGACACCGCGAGGUUUUGAUCUGGAUGUAUGGAUGACCAAAACAGCUCACCGAGUACCAUUAAUUGUGUGGAUACUUAGAAGGCAACUACUAUCAUUAGUACUAAUGAAUUGUUUCAAGAUUUGAGCGACGCAUUCAGAGUAACGCAAACAUCAUCGAGCUUGGAUCCCUCACACUCAGAAACACAUCGUCCUGCCAGGUUGAGAAAGCUCAAAUCUUCAAGGAAAUAUAUUUUAUUUCCUCCUUUUACUAUCCUUUGGAACAUCCUCGCGAAUAGAUCAGCUAUCAUCUGGAUUACAGCUGACAAUGGUUAAGCAGAUGAAAGUACUGGCGCUUUAUUCCGACGAGUUUCCUUCAACAAUGCUGACACCCUGGCUUUGAUUGAGCAAGCAUUUUGUUAAGGUUUGUAAAUUAUAUCUUCAACAAACAAUCUCCAGUCCAUCACCAUGGUUUAGGGGUUAAAUUCAAAGCGACCGGAAGAAUCGACAAUCGAGCCUAAUUGCCCAGCAUUGCAGCUGGAAGAUGGAUGCCUUCUACCAGCAGAUCCCGCGCCCGGACUUUCCGCGGUCCCGCGUGGCACGGAACGCCAAACCCCUCAUCAACACCUUCGAUGCCGAGUUCCCCUACACUGCUCCACCCCUCGACUUCUCCUUCAUGAACAUUGGAAACUUCGACUCGUACCUACACGGCAAGGACGACGAACCACGGCAACAGGGUCAAAAGAAACUUCCCGUCAAGACCGAAGACGGGAAGUACUCGACCACGACGCUGAAAAUGAACAACAACCUUUUGCAGGAGUGGAAAGGUUUCGCGCAAUUUUUGACGGACGUCCUGGCCAGUCCGCAAGAACUCUACUGGCUGGAUCUCUCCUUCAACUAUCUUAUCAAAAUAGAUGAAGUCAUUCUCAACUUCCCCAACAUCAAAAUUCUCUAUCUCCAUGGAAACGCCAUCGAAGAUGCCAAGGAGAUAGAUAAACUUGCGCAACUUCCACAUUUAAUCAGCAUCACCCUUCAUGGAAACCCGGUGGAGUCUGACCCUGGGUACAGGCAGCGUGUUCUCUCCAAACUUCCCAACUUGAGGGCGCUAGACUUCAGUAGGAUAACCAAAGCGGACAGGGAGAAAUCACAAGUGUACGUAUCGAUGGUCGGGGAUCGAAAUCCGACUACAAAGAAGAAACAUGCGCGCUCAAAUACAAAAUGAAGCCGCUGGCCAUCUGUUUAUGACAAUAACAUUGAUUGAUAUCUAGGCCCUACUAUAAUGUGGACGAAAAUACAUUUAAAAGGAUCAUACAGUCAAACCUGUCUAUAGCGACCGCCCAAGGAAAACACAAAACGUGGCCUUUGUAGACAGGUGGUCUUUGUAGACAGGUUCCUUUAGUUCAUGAUUCAAUGAGAAUCCAUUUUCAAGGGGAACAAAAAAUGUGGUCUUUGUAGGCAGGUGGUCUUUGUAAACAGGUGGUCACUAAAGUAGGUUUGACUGUAUUUAUUUUUGUGUCGUUAGGGCAUUACCAAUGACCAAACAGCCUGAUUUUAGAAAGACUUCUCAGUAAUAAGUAAGUUUAAAUACCGUCUUUAUCGACCCUAUAUGGAGAUAGCACAUGUACAAGUGACCCCUAAAUAUCCACACAGCUUUUAAACGUGGAAUUUUACACUAAUGGCCCUUAUCUGCCCAUGCGCAGAAAAUAAUAUCUCCGAACUUGUUUAUUGCAGAGCAUUUAAGAUGUGGCAAACAAAGUGACUUUUUUAAAGGUGGCCUUGUGGUCCUGAUAAUGAUAACCUAACAGACUUUAUUCCUCGAUCGGUGUUCACUCUUCGAAAUGUUUAUGUCAAUUGCAUUUUUAUCUAGAAAUUUGCAAUAUCGAAUCGAUUGUUUUGUGUACAAUGAUUGAAUUUGGAUUAAUAUUUCCACGCUUUUUCUUUUUUUAUGAUUUGUAUUGUUAAGUUAGUGAAUUUGGUUUCAGAGAGCCCUUCCGCUAAAAAUUGAAAAAGAGUCCUAAUGUGUAUGAUAGAGUAGCAUUAAUUUUAUUUUUUUAACUUGGCUGUUCGAAGAAACGUCACAAUAAAUUUGCGGAUAUGUAUUUUUUUUUCAUUGGCGUUCUAUUCGAAAUGUUUUGGCAAUCACGCAAAAAUUUGCAGAAUCGGACUGAUUUUUCUGUUUUGCAACGAUUUUAGUUUCACAGUUUUCAUUUGUGUUUAUUUAUGGUGGCUUGAGUAUUGACUUAAUGACAUUCAUAGUUUUAUUUAUUGAUUUAUUGGCUCUUUCAACGGAUUGCUCUAUAUUGGCCUGUUUAUUCAAUACUUCAUGAUGCUACAUAAAAUAAUGAGAUCGAACAGCAAGUUGUUUUAUCCUUUAUGCUGAAAAUUUGAUUUAUUAAUUAGAAUCUUUCAUUUUGUAUUCGAAUGGCUCUUUUCUUAUAACCAGCAUAUGAAAAAUGGAAUGAUAAUAAAUCUUUCUUAUUAAUGUGCCAAACACAGAA
Messenger RNA from Strongylocentrotus purpuratus (purple sea urchin), 3324 nucleotides. Its product is annotated as leucine-rich repeat-containing protein 51. The transcript has 2 exons. Lineage: Eukaryota; Metazoa; Echinodermata; Echinoidea; Camarodonta; Strongylocentrotidae. Bases 1371 to 2048 code for a protein of 225 amino acids. The record is from RefSeq and is a predicted model, not a curated record.